AUGGUGGCGACCUUCACGACCCCUGCAGUGCUGGCUCUGGCUCUGAUGGCUCUGGCCAUCACUGGACAUGCCGCAACCGUGAAAGAUGAUCCUCAAUCGCAACACCCUUCAUCACAGUCGUACUCACCACCAGAGACGUCACACACUAGUCGGACUGACCCAUCCUCGAGCGGCUUGCUUCCAAGUCACACAAAAGACGCUUCCUCCGAUGCUCCUGGACCAACACCAAAACCAGCAGUGAUUGAAGGGAGCUGCCCUCUGUACAAGUACACCUCUUCUGAUGGCAUAUUUUAUGGCGUCUACUGCGACGCUGCCAUUACCGGUACAGAGCUUGUGGAUAUCGGUGCCAGACAAGCCGUCUUGGUUUCAGGCGACAGCUGCGCGAAAAAGUGCAACAGCAACAAUACUUGCGUCGCUUUCAACUACAACGACGGCGCGGAAUGUGCCUACUUCAGUGAGAUCUCAGAGACCGUUAAGACGAAGGGUACAUAUGCCUAUGUCAACACCGGCACUGCUACCCCCAUCAGUUUCAUCGACUGGAGGACCUACGAGGCCAAUGGCGUCAACACUGGCGCCUGGCUCGAGCAGGAGCAGAAUUACGACACGCAAUGGUGGGCCCCCAACAUUGGUAGCUAUCCGGAUGAGUGGUCCUGGUGUGGCGCCGUUGGCUUCGACGUCGAUACCAUGGGCAAGCCCAGGAUCAACACCUUGAGGAUUUUUACCACGUAUGCUGCUUGGGUGAAGGUGCCUGGCUCGAACCUCUAUCAUGGCAACCAACAAGAAAAUCUCAUGGAAAUCACCAAGUACGCCAUUGAACAGUAUGGCAUGCACGUUAUCAUAGGGUUGCACUCUCUCCCCGGAGGCGUCAACACGCUUCAGAUCGGCGAGGCCUUCGGACACGACGCUUGGUUCCAGAACCUGACCAACUUCGACUACUCCUCGUUAGCAAUCGACUCGAUCCUCGACUUUAUCCAGAGAUCAGGCCACACCAACGGCUUCAACAUUGCCCCAAUAAACGAAGCUUCCGAUAACUGUGCUGCCUUCGCCACGCCAGAAGGCCUCACUGUCGAUGGUACCGCCUGGAUCAACAAGUACAUCCACGGCUGCCUCGAGCGUAUCGCGAAGGUGGACAAACGCAUCCCACUCAUGCUGCAAGAUUCCUUCUUCAGCGAGCAGUACUGGUCCCCCUUCUACCCCGCCGAUACUAACAUAGUCAUCGACUCACACAUCUACUUCUUCGCCGCGUCUGGGAUCUACGCGCAGUAUGUGGCUCCAGCCAUCUGCGGACAGGCAAAGUACGUUGGGGAAGGUGAUGGCAAGUUCCCAGUCUUCAUUGGAGAGUGGUCUCUGCAGGUGCUGUACAACAACACGCUUUCUGAUCGCAAGAGGUUGUAUGAUACACAGAGAUUCGCGUAUGACUUGUAUGCAUUGGGCAGUGCUUUUGGGAACUACCAGAUGCUGAACGACGUCGACACUGUCGAUGGCGAGGGCAAGUUGCAAGAUUACUGGUCAUGGACCAGUCUUGUCAAUGCUGGUGUGGUAUCGGAAAACAUCGCUUCAAAUAGCACCCACUGCAGCUAA
Messenger RNA from Fulvia fulva, 1581 nucleotides. RefSeq lists its product as uncharacterized. Gene Ontology annotation, biological process: glucan catabolic process. Lineage: Eukaryota; Fungi; Ascomycota; Dothideomycetes; Mycosphaerellales; Mycosphaerellaceae. Gene Ontology annotation, molecular function: glucan exo-1,3-beta-glucosidase activity. The transcript is spliced from 7 exons. The record is from RefSeq and is a predicted model, not a curated record. Gene Ontology annotation, cellular component: cell surface; extracellular region. Bases 1 to 1581 code for a protein of 526 amino acids.